GCCCUGCCCGGACCCGCCCCUGCCCACCCCGGGAGGGCCCGGGGGGGUCUCCGCGACCACCCCCGUCCUUGCCCUUCGCCCCCCACGGCUAUGGCAGCGCCCCGGGGCUGAGCGCACAGAUUGAGGAGUUGGAACGGAGAAUCUUGAGCACUGCGAUUGAAGAAAGAAGAAGAGGAGGAGAAGGAGGGGCGGGUUCCUGGCAAGGGUCUAGCCCCAAUCAGAUUUUUGUCAAAGAUGGAGAAGGAGAAGGAGAAAGAGGAGGAGAUGACACGGGAGCUGCUACUCCCCAACUGGCAGGGCAGCGGCUCCCACGGCCUCACCAUCGCCCAGACGGACGAUGGUGUCUUCGUGCGGCAGGUUGUGCAGAAUUCCCCUGCGGCCCGCACCGGCGUGGUCAAGGAGGGGGACCAGAUCGUCGGCGCCACCAUCUACUUCGACAACCUACAGUCGGGUGAAGUGACCCAGCUGCUGAACACCAUGGGCCACCACACGGUGGGCCUGAAGCUGCAUCGCAAGGGCGACCGGUCCCCUGAGCCCGGCCAGACCUGGACUCAUGACCCGUUUGGCCCCCGGAGCCCCGAGGUGGUCCUGAGCGGGGACGAUGAGGAGUACCAGAGGAUCUACGCGACUAAGAUUAAGCCACGACUAAGGUCGGAGGACGCGGCGGAAACAGACCUGGGCGAGAUGCAGAGUCGUACCAUCACGGUGACCCGGAAGGUCACUGCCUACACCGUGGAUGUGACCGGGCGGGAGGGAGCCAAGGACAUCGACAUCAGGAGCCCCGAGUUCAAGAUUAAGAUCCCAAGGCACGAGCUGACCGAGAUCUCCAAGGUGGAUGUGGAGACGGUACAGGGGAAGACAGUGAUCAAGCUGCCCCAGGGCUCUGGGGCAGCCACUCAGAUCACAGAUUACAAUGUCGACCUGAGGUCUGGGGGCAUUUCUGCUUCUGGUCCAGAGUGUCAAGGAGUUGGGACAACUGGUUUUGGCCUCUCGAAGCCUCAGGUCACUAUCCCAGGGGUGCAGGGGGGAAAUAUGGGUGUUAAGAUAGGUGAAAAGGGCCUCAAGGUGGAAGGGCCGUCGGUCCACCCCAAAGUCCCAGCUUCCCUGGAUUUAGGAGGCAAAGGGGGUGUCAUUUCCGGGGCAGGAAUCCAAGCUCCCGGAAUGGAUGGCUCAUUUUCUUCGGCCGGAAGUGGGACUCUCCCGGCGCCACCCACGGAGACUGGCGGUAAAGGGACAUUUAAAAUCCCCACCAUGAAGAUGCCAAAGUUUGGCUUCUCGGCAGGGUCUGAGGGCCAGACACCAGAAGCGGGAUUUAGUGUUUCUGCCCCGGGCUUCUCUGCUGGGUACAAGGGUGAGGGACCUGGCUUGGCCGGGGCCGGGACCGUCCGGGCCCCUCAGCUGGAAGUUACAGUUCCGUCCAUCAGCCUCGAGGGGUCUGAAGGGAAGCUGAAGGGUGCCAAAAUCACGGGGCCGGCCCUCCAGGGCGAUCUGAAGGUCUCCGCUCCGAGCGUGGAAGGCAGCGUCAAGGGCCCGAGCGUGGACCUGGGGACUUCAGAAGGUUGUGGGAUCGGGCCUGGGGGAAAACUAAAUCUGCCCCAGAUGAAAGUCCCCACGUUUUCGGUUUCGGGCUCCAAAGGAGAGGGACCUGGCGUAGAUAUCACACUCCCCUCGGGUGAAGUGAAUCUCCCAGGGGUCACUGCGGGAGUGAGUGUCGAGGGGCCAGAAGGGAAACUGAAAGGCCCCAAGGUCAAGACCCCGGAUCUGAUCAUCCCCAAACCCAAGAUCUCCAUGCAGGAUGUGGACUUGAGCCUCAGGUCCCCAAAGCUGAAAGGUGACAUAAAAGUGGCCAUCCCGGGGGUUCAGGGGGAUGUGAAAGGACCUCAGGUGGCUAUCAAAGGCCCUAAGGUAGACAUCGAAACGCCUGGUGUCGGAUGUCUGGAAGGCACAGUGAAGGGCCCCAAUUUCAGCGGCUCUCCUUCAAAAACCUGCAAAAUCUCCAUGACCGAUGUGGACUUGAAUCUGACAGCACCCAGACCGAAAGGAGACGUGGACGUUAAUCUCCCCAACAUAGAAGGGAAGCUCACGGGCCCGGAAGUUGACAUCAGAGGUCCCAGCGUGGACAUCGGGGCCCCAGACGUCGAUGUUCAGAAACCGGACUGGAACCUGAAAAUGCCCAAGAUGAAAAUGCCCAAGUUUGGGGUGCCGGGGUUCAGAGGGACAGCACCGGAUGUGGAUGUGACUCUGCCCCAUGGGGUCAUCACCGUUUCAGGGCCUCAGGUUAGCGUCGAGGCCCCAGAUGUCAGCGUUGAGAGCGCAGAAGGAAAACUUAAAGGGCCCAAAUUUAAGAUCCCCGAGGUGGAUUUGCACAUGAAAGGCCCAAAGGUGAAAGGCGAAUACGACGUAACGGUUCCCAAGCUAGAAGGAGACCUGAAAAUCCCAGAUAUCGACUUGAAAGGUCCCAACGUGGACAUCGGCGCUCCAGACGUGGAGGUCCACGGGCCGGACUGGAACCUGAAAAUGCCCAAGAUGAAGAUGCCCAAGUUCCACAUGCCGGGCUUCAAAGGAGAGGGACCGGAUGUAGAUGUGAACCUGCCCAAGGGAGACAUUGACAUUUCAGGGCCCAAGGUGGACGUUGGAGCUCCGGACCUUAGCGUCGAAAGUCCCGAAGGGAAGUUGAAAGGUCCCAAGUUCAAGAUGCCUGAGAUGAAUAUCAAGGCCCCAAAGAUCUCGAUGCCAGAUGUGGAUUUGCAUUUGAAAGGACCCAAGGUCAAAGGAGAAUAUGAGGUCAGUGCCCCAAAGGUAGAAGGAGAAAUAAAAGUUCCUGAUGUGGACAUCAAGGCACCUAAACUGGACAUCAGUGCUCCCGAUGUGGACAUUCAUGGGCCAGACUGGAACUUGAAGAUGCCCAAGAUGAAAAUGCCCAGGUUCCACAUGCCGGGCUUCAAAGGGGAGGGACCGGAUGUGGAUGCGAGUCUGCCCAAGGGAGAGAUUGACAUUUCAGGCCCGAAGGUGGACAUCGAGGCACCCGAUAUAGAUAUCGAAGGCCCGGAAGGAAAUUUGAAAGGUCCCAAGUUCAAGAUGCCCGAAAUGAAUGUCAAGGCCCCAAAGAUUUCCAUGCCAGAUGUAGAUUUGCAUCUGAAAAGCCCUAAAGUGAGGGGAGAAUAUGACGUGACUGUUCCAAAGCUGGAAGGGGAUUUGAAAGGUCCCCAGGUGGACAUCAGCGCCCCAGACGUGGACGUCCAUGGGCCGGAUUGGAACCUGAAGAUGCCCAAGAUGAAAAUGCCCAAGUUUCACAUGCCGGGCUUCAAAGGAGAGGGACCGGAUGUGGAUGUGACUCUGCCCAAAGGAGACAUUGAGGUUUCUGGUCCGAAGGUAGACAUUGAUGCUCCGGAUGUGACUAUUGAAGGUCCAGAAGGGAAACUUAAAGGACCCAGGUUUAAGAUGCCCGAGAUGCACUUCAAGACUCCCAAGAUCUCAAUGCCCGACAUUGACCUGAAUCUCAAAGGGCCCAAAGUGAAGGGGGAUGUGGAUGUUUCAGUACCCAAAAUAGAAGGUGAGGUGAAAGUUCCCGACGUGGACAUCAAGGGCCCCAAACUGGACGUCAGCGCCCCAGACGUGGACGUCCACGGGCCGGACUGGAACCUGAAGAUGCCCAAGAUGAAAAUGCCCAAGUUCCACAUGCCGGGCUUCAAAGGAGAGGGACCGGAUGUGGAUGUGAAUCUGCCCAAGGCGGAUAUCGAUGUGUCAGGCCCCAAAGUGGACAUUGAUGCUCCGGAUGUGACUAUUGAAGGUCCUGAGGGGAAACUUAAAGGACCCAAGUUUAAGAUGCCCGAGAUGCACUUCAAGGCUCCCAAGAUCUCAAUGCCCGACGUUGACCUGAAUCUCAAGGGGCCCAAAGUGAAGGGGGAUGUGGAUGUUUCAGUGCCCAAAAUAGAAGGUGAGGUGAAAGUUCCCGACGUGGACAUCAAGGGCCCCAAGCUGGACGUCAGCGCCCCAGACGUGGACGUCCACGGGCCGGACUGGAACCUGAAGAUGCCCAAGAUGAAAAUGCCCAAGUUCCACAUGCCGGGCUUCAAAGGAGAGGGACCGGAUGUGGAUGUGACUCUACCCAAGGCAGAUAUUGACAUUUCCGGACCCAAGCUGGACAUUGAUGCUCCGGAUGUGACUAUUGAAGGUCCUGAGGGGAAACUUAAAGGACCCAAGUUUAAGAUGCCCGAGAUGCACUUCAAGGCUCCCAAGAUCUCAAUGCCCGACGUUGACCUGAAUCUCAAGGGGCCCAAAGUGAAGGGGGAUGUGGAUGUUUCAGUGCCCAAAAUAGAAGGUGAGGUGAAAGUUCCCGACGUGGACAUCAAGGGCCCCAAGCUGGACGUCAGCGCCCCAGACGUGGACGUCCACGGGCCGGACUGGAACCUGAAGAUGCCCAAGAUGAAAAUGCCCAAGUUCCACAUGCCGGGCUUCAGAGGAGAGGGACCGGAGGUGGAUGUGACUCUGCCCAAGGGAGACAUUGACGUUUCUGGUCCGAAGGUGGACAUUGAUGCUCCCGAUGUGACUAUUGAAGGUCCAGAAGGGAAACUUAAAGGACCCAAGUUUAAGAUGCCCGAGAUGCACUUCAAGGCUCCCAAGAUCUCAAUGCCCGACGUUGACCUGAAUCUCAAGGGGCCCAAAGUGAAGGGGGAUGUAGAUGUUUCAGUGCCCAAAAUAGAAGGUGAGGUGAAAGUUCCCGACGUGGACAUCAAGGGCCCCAAGCUGGACAUCAGCGCCCCAGAUGUGGACGUCCACGGGCCGGACUGGAACCUGAAGAUGCCCAAGAUGAAAAUGCCCAAGUUCCACAUGCCGGGCUUCAAAGGAGAGGGACCGGAUGUGGAUGUGAAUCUGCCCAAGGGAGACAUUGAGGUUUCUGGACCCAAGGUGGACAUUAGUGCGCCAGAUGUUCAUAUCGAUGCCCCAGAUGCUAAAUUCAAAGGACCCAAAUUCAAGAUGCCUGAAAUGAACAUAAAAGCUCAGAAGAUCUCUAUGCCAGAUGUUGGCUUAAAUCUGAAGGGCCCGAAGGUCAAGGGAGAGUAUGAGGUUGAAGUUCCAAAAGUAGAGGGUGAGAUGAAAGUUCCCGACGUGGACAUCAAAGGCCCCAAGCUGGACAUCAGCGCCCCAGACGUGGACGUCCAUGGGCCGGACUGGAACCUGAAGAUGCCCAAGAUGAAAAUGCCCAAGUUCCACAUGCCGGGCUUCAAAGGGGAGGGACCAGAUGUGGAUGUGAAUCUUCCCAAGGGGGACAUUGACAUUUCCGGUCCCAAAGUGGACGUGGCUGUGCCGGAUCUUAAUUUGGAAUGCCCAGAUGCCAAACUCAAGAGUCCCAAGUUUAAAAUGCCCAGUGUGCAUAUGCCUAGUAUGCAUUUACAGACCCACAAGAUCACGAUGCCUGAUGUCGGGCUUAAUUUGAAAUCACCAAAACUGAAAGGGGAUGUAGACGUUUCUCUUCCCAAAGUAGAAGGUGAAGUGACGGGGCCUCAAGUUGAUCUGAAAGCUCCCAAAGUGGAUGUAGAUGUCGGCGACAUCGAGCUCGAGUGUCCGGAGGGAAAACUGAAGGGCCCCAAGUUUAAGAUGCCGGACAUGCAUUUCAAAGCCCCCAAGAUCUCCAUGCCCGAUGUAGACUGGCAUUUGAAAGGCCCGAAAGUGAAGGGGGACGUGGAUGUUUCUGUGCCCAAAGUAGAAGGGGAGGUGAAAGUUCCCGAUGUGGACAUCAAGGGCCCCAAGGUGGACAUUGGUGCCCCGGACGUGGACGUCCACGGGCCGGACUGGAACCUGAAGAUGCCCAAGAUGAAAAUGCCCAAGUUCAACAUGCCGGGGUUCAAGGGGGAGGGACCGGACGUAGAUGUGAAUCUGCCCAAGGCGGAUAUUGACAUCUCGGCACCCAAGUUAGAUAUCGACACUCCCGAUUUGGACAUUGAGGGACCUGAAGGAAAACUGAAAGGUUCUAAGUUUAAGAUGCCUAAACUGAAUAUUAAAGCCCCCAAGAUAUCCAUGCCCGACGUCGACCUGAAUUUAAAAGCCCCCAAACUGAAAGGGGAGAUGGACUUGUCAGGCCCUGAACUGGAAGGGGAAUUGAAAGGACCCCAGGUUAAUAUCCAAGGCCCCCAGAUGGACGUGGAUGUGCCCGAUGUUGAUUUGGAAUGCCCAGAGGCUAAAUUGAAGGGCCCCAAAUUUAAGAUGCCAGAUAUGCACUUCAAAGCCCCGAAGAUCUCCAUGCCCGAUGUGGACUGGCAUUUGAAAGGGCCGAAAGUAAAGGGGGACGUGGAUGUUUCUGGGCCAAAGCUGGAAGGGGAUUUGCAAGGGCCAAAAGUUGAAAUCAAGGGCCCCAAAGUGGACGUGGAGGGGCCCGAUGUUGAUUUGGAAUGCCCAGAUGCUAAAUUGAAGGGCCCCAAAUUUAAGAUGCCGGAAAUGCAUUUCAAAGCCCCAAAGAUCUCCAUGCCCGAUGUGGACUGGCAUUUGAAAGGCCCGAAAGUGAAGGGGGAUGUGGAUGUUUCUGUGCCCAAGGUAGAAGGGGAGGUGAAGGUUCCCGAUGUGGACAUCAAAGGCCCCGAGCUGGACAUCGGCGCCCCUGAUGUGGACCUUCACGGUCCAGACUGGAACCUGAAGAUGCCCAAGAUGAAAAUGCCCAAGUUCCACAUGCCGGGCUUCAAAGGGGAAGGACCGGACGUGGAUGUGAAUCUGCCCAAGGCGGAUAUUGACAUUUCAGGUCCCAAGGUGGACAUCGAAGGUCCGGACGUGAGCAUCGAAGGUCCAGAGGGAAAGCUGAAAGGUCCCAAGUUUAAGAUGCCCGAGAUGCACAUCAAGGCCCCCAAAAUCUCUAUGCCAGAUGUUGACUUCCACUUAAAGGGGCCUAAAGUCAAAGGUGAUGCGGACAUUUCAGUACCCAAACUGGAAGCAGAUGUGAAGGGGCCUGAAUUUGAUGUUAAAGGCCCCAAAUUGGAUGUGGAUGCUCCAGAUAUAAACGUUGAAGGUCCAGAAGGAAAAUGGAAAGGACCCAAGUUUAAGAUGCCCGACAUGCAUUUCAAAGCCCCCAAAAUUUCCAUGCCUGAUGUAGACUUGCAUUUGAAAGGCCCCAAAAUGAAGGGAGACGUUGAUGUAGCUGUUCCCCAGGUAGAGGGGGAGUUGAAAGGACCACAGGUAGAGCUGGCAGGACCCGAAAUAGACAUCGAAGGCCCUGAAGGGAAAUUGAAAGGCCCUAAAUUUAAGAUGCCAGAGAUGCACUUCAAAGCUCCCAAGAUCUCCAUGCCAGAUGUGGACUUACAUUUGAAAGGCCCCAAAGUGAAGGGGGAUGUGGAUGUUUCAGUACCCAAAAUAGAAGGUGAGGUGAAAGUUCCUGACGUGGACCUCAAGGGCCCCAAGGUGGACGUCAGCGCCCCAGACGUGGACGUCCACGGACCAGACUGGAACCUGAAGAUGCCCAAGAUGAAAAUGCCCAAGUUCCACAUGCCGGGCUUCAAAGGAGAGGGACCGGAUGUGGAUGUGAAUCUGCCCAAGGCAGAUAUUGACGUUUCCGGACCCAACGUGGACAUUGAUGCUCCAGAUGUGAAUAUCGAAGGUCCGGAAGGGAAAUGGAAAAGUCCCAAGUUUAAGAUGCCCGAGAUGCACAUCAAAGCUCCCAAGAUUUCUAUGCCAGAUGUGGAUUUACACUUGAAAGGUCCUAAAGUGAAGGGCGACGUGGAUGUCUCUCUUCCAAAAGUGGAAGGGGAUUUGAAAGGCCCCAAUAUUGACAUCAAAGGCCCCCAGAUGGACGUCAGUGCACCUGAUGUAGAUGUUCAUGGCCCAGACUGGAACCUGAAGAUGCCCAAGAUGAAAAUGCCCAAGUUCCACAUGCCGGGGUUCAGAGGGGAGGGACCGGAUGUGGAUGUGAAUCUGCCCAAGGCGGAUAUUGACAUCUCGGGGCCCAAGGUAGACAUCGAUGCUCCGGAUGUGAAUAUCGAAGGCCCAGACGGGAAAUGGAAAGGCCCCAAGUUCAAGAUGCCCGAGAUGCACAUCAAAGCCCCAAAGAUUUCCAUGCCCGAUGUAGAUUUACACUUGAAGGGGCCUAAAGUGAAGGGGGAUGUGGAUGUUUCUCUUCCGAAGCUGGAAGGUGAUUUGAAGGGUCCAGAGUUGGAUAUUAAGGGUCCCAAACUGGAUAUUGAUGCCCCAGAUGUUGACAUUCAUGGGCCAGAAGGGAAGUUAAAGAUGCCCAAGUUUAAAAUGCCAAAAUUCAGCAUGCCGGGGUUUAAAGGAGAAGGGCCAGAUGUGGAUGUGAGUCUUCCUGAAGGAGACAUAGAUGUUUCAGGACCCAAGGUGGACAUCGAGGCUCCAGACAUUAGUAUUGAAGGUCCAGAAGGAAAGCUUAAAGGCCCCAAGUUUAAGAUGCCCGACAUGCACUUUAAGACUCCAAAGAUUUCCAUGCCUGACGUAGACCUCAAUCUGAAGGGACCUAACUUGAAGGGAGAUGUGGACGUAUCUCUUCCAAAAUUGGAAGGCGAUUUGCAGGGUCCAGAAUUGGACAUCAAAGGUCCCAAACUCGAUAUUGAAGCCCCAGAUGUUGACAUUCACGGGCCAGAGGGAAAAUUAAAGAUGCCGAAAUUCAAAAUGCCCAAAUUCAGCAUGCCAGGAUUCAAAGGAGAAGGGCCGGAUUUGGAUGUCAAUCUUCCAAAAGCAGACAUCGAUAUUUCCGGUCCCAAGGUGGACCUCGAUGCUCCAGAUAUCAACAUCGAAGGUCCAGAAGGGAAGCUAAAAGGUCCCAAGUUUAAGAUGCCAGAAAUGCACAUUAAGACUCCAAAGAUAUCCAUGCCUGAUAUGGACCUCAAUCUGAAGGGACCCAAACUGAAGGGAGAUGUGGAGAUUUCUGGACCGAAGUUGGAAGGUGAUCUGAAAGGUCCCGAGUUGGAUAUCAAAGGCCCCAAACUGGACGUCAGUGCUCCAGAUGUGGACGUCCAUGGACCAGACUGGAACCUAAAAAUGCCCAAGAUGAAAAUGCCCAAAUUCAGCAUGCCAGGAUUCAGAGCGGAAGGUCCGGAUGUUAAUGUCAACCUGCCCAAAGCAGACAUCGACAUUUCCGGUCCUAGCGUAGACAUCGAUGCUCCAGACGUGAAUAUUGAAGGUCCUGAUGGAAAAUGGAAAAGUCCCAAGUUUAAGAUGCCUGAGAUGCAUUUCAAGACUCCCAAGAUCUCUAUGCCAGAUAUUGACCUUAAUCUCAAGGGACCCAAAUUAAAAGGGGAUGUCGAUGUUUCUGUUCCCACACUGGAAGGAGAUCUUAAAGGUCCUGAGAUUGAAAUCAAAGGCCCUAAAGUCGAUAUUGAUGCCCCAGAUGUGGAUGUUCAUGGCCCAGACUGGAACCUGAAGAUGCCCAAGAUGAAAAUGCCCAAGUUCAGCAUGCCGGGGUUCAGAGGGGAGGGGCCGGACGUGGACGUGAAUCUGCCCCAAGCUGAUAUUGACAUCUCAGGGCCCAAAGUGGACAUCGAAGCUCCAGACAUAAACAUCGAAGGUCCGGAGGGAAAAUUGAAAGGCCCCAAAUUUAAAAUGCCCGAGAUGAACAUCAAAGCCCCCAAGAUCUCUAUGCCGGACUUUGACCUAAAUCUCAAAGGUCCCAAAGUGAAGGGGGAUUUGGACGUUUCUGUGCCCAAGAUGGAAGGAGAGAUAAAAGUUCCCGACGUGGACAUCAAGGGCCCCAAGCUGGACAUCAGCGCCCCGGACGUGGAUGUCCACGGGCCGGACUGGAACCUGAAGAUGCCCAAGAUGAAAAUGCCCAAGUUCCACAUGCCGGGGUUCAAAGGGGAGGGACCGGACAUAGAUGUGAAUCUGCCCAAGGGAGACAUUGACAUUUCUGGACCCAAGGUAGAUAUCAGUGCUCCAGAUGUGAAUAUCGAAGGUCCUGAAGGGAAUUUGAAAGGCCCUAAAUUUAAAAUGCCAGAAAUGAACAUCAAAGCUCCCAAGAUCUCCAUGCCUGACUUCGACCUGAAUCUGAAAGGCCCUAAAGUGAAAGGGGAUGUGGAUGUUUCUUUACCGACACUUGAAGGUGAGGUGAAAGUUCCUGAUGUGGAUAUCAAAGGCCCCAAGCUGGACAUCAGUGCUCCAGACGUGGACAUCCAUGGGCCGGAUUGGAAUCUGAAAAUGCCCAAGAUGAAAAUGCCCAAGUUCAGCGUGCCGGGCUUCAAAGGGGAAGGACCUGAUGUGAAUGUGGAUGUGGAUCUGCCCAAGGGAGACAUUGACAUUUCAGGCCCCAAGGUGGACAUCGAAGCUCCGGACGUCAGCAUCGAAGGACCCGAAGGGAAGUUGAAAGGUCCCAAGUUCAAGAUGCCCGAGAUGAAUAUCAAGGGCCCGAAGAUCUCCAUGCCAGACUUCGAUCUCAAUCUCAAGGGUCCCAAAGUUAAGGGCGAUAUUGAUGUUCCCCAGUUAGAAGGUGAUUUGAAAGGGCCAUCCAUUGAUGUCAAAGUUCCCACCCUAGAUAUCGAUGCCCCGGAUAUUGACAUCCAUGGUCCUGAGGGCAAAUUAAAAGGUCCCAAACUCAAGAUGCCUGACAUGCACGUAAAUAUGCCCAAGAUCUCCAUGCCAGAGAUUGACCUGAACUUGAAAGGCUCAAAACUGAAGGGAGAUGUGGAUGUCUCCAUCCCCAAAGUGGAAGGUGAUUUUAAAGGCCCUAAAUUAGACGUAAAAGGUCCAGAAAUCGACAUAACAUCCCCCAAACUCAGCGUUGAGGGAAAACCGAAGAAGUCCCGUUUCAAGCUCCCCAAAUUUCAUUUUUCUGGGCCCAAAGUUCAAACGCCCGAAGUCGAUGCCAAAGUUAAGAAGCCAGAUGUUGACCUAGGAGAUGCCAAAGUUGAUAUUAAUGCUCCUGAUGUGGAAGUCCAUGGGAAAGUGAAGGGAUCAAAAUUCAAAAUGCCUUUUCUGAGCAUUUCUUCACCCAAAGUUUCUAUGCCAGAUGUAGAGUUAAAUUUGAAAAGUCCCAAAAUCAAAGGAGAGGUGGAUAUUGCUGCCCCAAGCCUGGAAGGUGAUUUGAAAGGUCCAAAGGUGGAUAUUAAAGCCCCAGAUAUGCACCUUGAAGCCCCAGAUGUGGACGUCCAUGGACCGGACUGGAACGUGAAAAUGCCCAAGAUGAAAAUGCCUAAGUUUAGCGUGCCAGGGUUCAAAGGAGAGGGACCGGACGUGGAUGUGAAUCUGCCCAAGGGAGACAUUGACAUUUCAGGCCCCAAAGUGGACAUCGAAGCUCCGGACGUCAGCAUCGAAGGUCCCGAAGGGAAGUUGAAAGGUCCCAAGUUUAAGAUGCCCGAGAUGAAUAUCAAGGCCCCCAAAAUCUCCAUGCCUGACUUCGACUUGAAUCUGAAAGGUCCCAAAGUCAAGGGGGAUGUGGACGUUUCCCUUCCCAAGGUGGAAGGAGACCUGAAGGGCCCCGAAAUUGACAUCAAGGGGCCCAAACUGGAUAUCGAAGCCCCGGACGUGGAAAUCGAAGGUCCGGAUGGGAAACUGAAAGGCCCGAAGUUCAAGAUGCCGGAUAUGCACUUCAAAGCUCCGAAAAUCUCCAUGCCUGACAUUGACCUGAAUCUGAAGGGUCCGAAGCUGAAGGGAGAUGUGGAUCUCUCUGGGCCCAAGUUGGAAGGGGAUCUGAAGGGCCCUGAUUUUGAUCUCAAAGGGCCCAAGGUGGACAUCGGCGCCCCAGAUGUGGACGUUCACGGCCCAGACUGGAACCUGAAGAUGCCCAAGGUGAAAAUGCCCAAGUUCAGCAUGCCGGGGUUCAAAGGGGAGGGGCCGGACGUGGACGUGAAUCUGCCCCAAGCCGAUAUUGACAUCUCAGGGCCCAAAGUGGACAUCGAAGCUCCAGACAUAAACGUUGAAGGUCCGGAGGGAAAAUUGAAAGGCCCCAAAUUUAAAAUGCCCGAGAUGAACAUCAAAGCCCCCAAGAUCUCUAUGCCGGACUUUGACCUAAAUCUUAAAGGUCCCAAAGUGAAGGGGGAUUUGGACGUUUCUGUGCCCAAGGUGGAAGGAGAGAUUAAAGUUCCCGACGUGGACAUCAAGGGCCCCAAGCUGGACAUCAGCGCCCCAGACGUGGACGUCCACGGGCCGGACUGGAACCUGAAGAUGCCCAAGAUGAAAAUGCCCAAGUUCCACAUGCCGGGGUUCAAAGGGGAGGGACCGGACGUGGAUGUGAAUCUGCCCAAGGGAGACAUUGACAUUUCUGGACCCAAGGUAGAUAUCAGUGCUCCAGAUGUGAAUAUCGAAGGUCCUGAAGGGAAAUUGAAAGGCCCCAAGGUGGACAUCAGUGCCCCAGAUGUAGACGUACACGGGCCGGACUGGAACCUGAAGAUGCCCAAGAUGAAAAUGCCCAAGUUCCACAUGCCGGGCUUCAAAGGGGAGGGACCGGAUGUGGAUGUGACUCUGCCCAAGGGAGACAUUGACAUUUCUGGUCCGAAGGUGGACAUUGAUGCUCCCGAUGUGACUAUUGAAGGUCCAGAAGGGAAACUUAAAGGACCCAAGUUUAAGAUGCCCGAGAUGCACUUCAAGACUCCCAAGAUCUCAAUGCCCGAUGUUGACCUGAAUCUCAAGGGGCCCAAAGUGAAGGGGGAUGUGGAUGUUUCAGUGCCCAAAAUAGAAGGUGAGGUGAAAGUUCCCGACGUGGACAUCAAGGGCCCCAAGCUGGACGUCAGCGCCCCAGAUGUGGACGUCCACGGGCCGGACUGGAACCUGAAGAUGCCCAAGAUGAAAAUGCCCAAGUUCCACAUGCCGGGCUUCAAAGGAGAGGGACCGGAUGUGGAUGUGAAUCUUCCCAAGGUGGAUAUCGAUGUGUCAGGCCCCAAAGUGGACAUCGAAGCUCCAGACCUUAAUAUUGAAGGCCCCGAAGGGAAGUUGAAAGGUCCCAAAUUUAAAAUGCCUGAGGUCAAUAUCAAGGCCCCAAAGAUCUCCAUGCCAGAUUUUGACCUUAACCUCAAGGGCCCCAAAAUUAAAGGAGAUGUCGAUGUGUCUGUCCCCCAGAUAGAAGGGGAUAUUAAGGGCCCUAAACUUGACAUCGACGCACCUGAUCUUGAUAUUCACGGACCAGAAGGGGCGUUAAAGGGCCCCAAAUUUAAAAUGCCUGACCUGCAUCUUAAAGCUCCCAAAAUCUCCAUGCCUGACGUUGACCUGAAUCUGAAGGGCCCGAAGCUAAAGGGAGAUGUGGAUCUCUCUGGACCCAAGUUGGAAGGGGAUCUGAAAGGCCCGGAUUUCGAUCUCAAAGGCCCCAAGGUAGACAUCGGGGCCCCAGACGUGGACGUUCACGGCCCAGACUGGAACCUGAAGAUGCCCAAGGUGAAGAUGCCCAAGUUCCACAUGCCGGGGUUCAAGGGGGAGGGACCGGAUGUGGAUGUAAAUCUGCCCAAAGCGGACAUUGACGUUUCUGGUCCGAAAGUAGAUAUUGAGGCUCCAGAUGUGCAUAUCGAAGGUCCCGAGGGAAAAGUGAAAGGCCCCAAAUUCAAGAUGCCCGAGAUGCACUUCCAUGCCCCCAAAAUCUCCAUGCCAGACUUUGACUUGAACUUGAAAGGCCCCAGGGGGAAGGGAGAUAUCGACGUUGCCCUCCCCAAAGUGGAAGGAGAUCUGAAGGGUCCCGAAGUGGAUAUCAAAGGCCCUAAACUGGAUAUCGACACUCCCAAUAUUGAUAUUGAAGGCCCGGAAGGGAAAGUAAAGGGCCCCAAGUUUAAGAUGCCCGAGAUGCACUUCCACGCCCCCAAGAUCUCCAUGCCAGAUUUUGACUUGAACCUGAAAGGUCCCAAAGUGAAAGGAGACAUCAACGCUUCCCUCCCAAAGGUGGAAGGAGAUCUGAAGGGCCCCGAAAUUGAUAUUAAAGGCCCCAAACUGGAGGUGGGUGCCCCUGACGUUGAUAUCGAAGGUCCGGAGGGGAAAUUGAAGGGCCCUAAGUUCAAAAUGCCAGAUAUGCACUUCAAAACUCCUAAAAUCUCCAUGCCAGACUUCGACCUAAACCUGAAAGGCCCUAAGAUAAAGGGGGAUGUAGAUGUUUCUGCUCCCAAGCUGGAAGGAGAGCUGAAAGGGCCACACAUGGAUAUCCAAGCUCCAGAGAUCGACAUCGAAGGCCCUGAAGGAAAAUUGAAAGGUCCGAAAUUUAAGAUGCCCGAUAUGCAUUUCAAAACCCCCAAGAUCUCCAUGAGUGAUAUUGACCUCAAUCUAAAAAGCCCUAAGGUUAAGGGAGACGUGGACGUUUCUGUGCCCAAGUUGGAAGGAGAUCUGAAAGGCCCCCAGGUUGACAUCAAAGGACCCAAGCUCGACAUCGACGCACCUGAGUUUGAUAUUGAUGGCCCGGAAGGGAAACUGAAGGGUCCUAAGUUUAAAAUGCCCGAUCUGCAUCUGAAAACCCCAAAGCUCUCCAUGCCCGAUGUCGAUCUGCAUUUGAAAGGUCCGAAAGUCAAAGGAGAGGUGGAUGUUGCUCUUCCUAAAGUGGAAGGGGAUCUGAAAGGUCCAGAGCUGGACAUCACAGGCCCCAAGAUGGACAUUGGUGCCCCAGAUGUGGACGUCCACGGGCCAGACUGGAGCCUGAAGAUGCCCAAGGUGAAAAUGCCCAAGUUCCACAUGCCAGGGUUCAAAGGAGAGGGACCGGACGUGGAUGUGAAUCUGCCCAAGGGAGACAUUGACAUUUCAGGCCCCAAAGUGGACAUCGAAGCUCCGGAUGUCAGCAUCGAAGGUCCCGAAGGGAAGUUGAAAGGUCCCAAGUUUAAGAUGCCCGAGAUGAAUAUCAAGGCCCCCAAAAUCUCCAUGCCUGACUUCGACUUGAAUCUGAAAGGUCCCAAAGUCAAGGGGGAUGUGGACGUUUCCCUUCCCAAGGUGGAAGGAGACCUGAAGGGCCCCGAAAUUGACAUCAAGGGGCCCAAACUGGAUAUCGAAGCCCCGGACGUGGAAAUCGAAGGUCCGGAUGGGAAACUGAAAGGCCCGAAGUUCAAGAUGCCAGAUAUGCACUUCAAAGCUCCGAAAAUCUCCAUGCCUGACAUUGACCUGAAUCUGAAGGGUCCGAAGCUGAAGGGAGAUGUGGAUCUCUCUGGGCCCAAGUUGGAAGGGGAUCUGAAGGGCCCUGAUUUUGAUCUCAAAGGGCCCAAGGUGGACAUCGGCGCCCCAGAUGUGGACGUUCACGGCCCAGACUGGAACCUGAAGAUGCCCAAGGUGAAAAUGCCCAAGUUCAGCAUGCCGGGGUUCAAAGGGGAGGGGCCAGACGUGGACGUGAAUCUGCCCCAUGCUGAUAUUGACAUCUCAGGGCCCAAAGUGGACAUCGAAGCUCCAGACAUAAACAUCGACGGUCCAGAAGGGAAACUGAAGGGCCCUAAAUUCAAGAUGCCUGAAAUGCAUAUCAAGACGCCAAAGGUUUCCUUGCCGGAUGUUGACCUGAAUUUGAAAGGGCCCUGCAUGAAGGGAGAUUUCGAUGUGUCCGUUCCAAAGGUCGAAGGUCACCUUAAGGGUCCGGAAGUUGAUAUCAAGGGUCCAGGUUUGGACAUUGAAGGACCCGACGUCAACCUGAGCGGUCCCAAGCUGAAAAUGCCAUCACUGGACAUAUCCGGGCCCAAAAUGACUGCCCCUGAUAUUGACUUACAUCUGAAGUCCCCUAAAUUUGGUGUUUCCGGACCCAAGUUGGAAGGUGGGGAAUUGGACCUUAAGGUGCCCAAAGUUCAAGUCGAAACACCGAGUUUGGACGUGCAUCUUGACAGUCCAGAGAUAAACAUCGACGGGCCAGAAGGCAGUGUUAAAGUCCCCAAAUUUAAGAAACCCAUAUUCGGAUUUGGAGUUAAAAGCCCCAAGGCUGACAUCAAGACCCCAUCACUAGAUGUUUCAGUUCCAGAAGGAGAAUUGAAUGUCGAGGCUCCGGAUAUCAAUAUUGGAGUUAAAGGAAAGAAGAGUAAGUUUAAAAUGCCUAAGCUUCACAUGAGCGGCCCUAAAAUCAAAGGGAAAAAACAGGGAUUUGAUGUGAACGUCCCAGGCGGCGAUGUCGAUGCCCACCUGAAGACGCCGGAUUUUGACGUCAACGCGGCCGGCCCCGACGCGGCUCUUAAAGUCGAUGUGAAAUCUCCCAAAACGAGGAAGCCGAUGUUUGGAAAAAUGUACUUCCCAGAUGUAGAAUUUGAUAUUAAAUCUUCCAAGUUCAAAGCCGAGGCCUCGCUUCCCAGCCCCAAGUUGGAGAGCGAAAUCCACGCUCCUGAUCUGGAGGUCUCUUCCCGAGGGAUUAAGGGUGGCGUCAAGUGUCCGGGCCUAGACGCCGCGUCGGUCGGGGUCAGCGGGGGCCUUCCCGGCGUUCACGUGGAAGGGCCGGACGCUAAACUGACGGCGCCCAAGUUCAAGCUGCCCGGAGGGACUGUAGAUAUCGCCGGGCCAAAACUAGAAGGGGAUUUGAGAGUACCCAGCGUGGAAGCAAACUUGCAUGCCCCCGAUGUCAACAUCGAAGCUCCCGAUGCCAGAUUCGGAUCACCUUCGUUUGGCAUUUCGGCUCCCAAAGUCUCCCUUCCAGAUCUGGAUGUUCACGUGAAAGGACCAAAGGUAAAGGGUGAGCUUCCCAAAGUGGAACUGGAAGGGCCGGACGUUGAUUUGAAAGGUCCAGAGGGAAAAAUUCAAUUUCCCAAGUUUUCCAUGCCCAAGAUCGGCGUCCCGGGGCUCAGAGCGGAGGCUGGGGAAGCGGAUUUCCAUGCCCAACUCCCCUCCGUCGAAGGAGGCAUCAGCAUGCCGGAUGUCAAAGUCCAAGGGCCCGAGGUGACCCUGAAAGGCCCCAAAGGGAGCCUGCCUUCAGGGCACCUCUCCAUGCCCCAGGUCUCCGGACCUGAGCUCGAUCUGAAUUUGAAAGGACCAACCCUGAAAGGAAAUCUUGGGGUUUCAGCGGAGGGAGGGGUGAAAGUGCCCGGUGCCGAGGUCGACCUGGGCACUCCAAAGCUCAGCGUCCAGGGGCCCGGGGUGAGUUUGACAGGACCAAACCUGAAGGGAGGCCUGGAUAUUUCGGGUGACAUCAAGGGUCCGACGAUGGGAGUGGAGGCCCCUCACAUGGGCCUGGCGGCUCCGGGGGGCGCCAUCACUCUCCCCCAGAUGAAGCUGCCUCAGUUUGGCAUAUCUGCCCAGGGGCCGGACUUGGACGUGAACAUGCCGGGGCCGCCGCAGGUGACCGGAGAGCUGAAGGGGCCCGGGAUGGAUGUUAACCUCGGGGGUGGAAUUGCUCACCUGGAGGUGAAAGGGCCUCACGUCUCUGCCCCACAAAUCUCCUCCCCGGAUGUGGACUUCAACCUGAAAGGACCAAAGCUAAAGGGAGGCCUCGGGACCACCGUCGAUCUGAAGGGUUCCAAGGUGGGCGUGGAGCUUCCUGGCGUUAGCCUGCAAGGCUCGGGAGGAAGCCUCCAGAUGCCCAGCGGUCAGGUCCCGCGGUGUGAUGCCCAGCUGCCCGACGUGAAUGUGAAACUCCCAUCGGGGAAGCUCUCUGGGCCCGAGAUCAAAGGAGACCUGCGAGGCGUGGGCCUAGAUCUCCGUGGGGCGGCUCCUGGCGUGAGCGUGAAGGGGCCCGAGUUCUCGGGGUCAGAUGUAGGGGUCGGCUGGGCGGGCCCGAAAGUCAAAGGGGGGCUGGACAUUUCUGGAAAUGUCCAAGCUCCGGAGGUCAGUUUAGGGGGAGGACACAUUGGCGUCAAGGGUCCGGGCGGAGAGUGGAAAGGGCCCCAGGGCUCGUGUUCUGCUUUCGACGUGGACUUGCCCAAGGUCGGUGGGGGGAUCCAGGUUUCGGGACCAAAGGGGGAAGGAGGGGUGAAAGGAGCCCAGCUGGGGCUUCGGGGUCCCGGGGUGAGCGUGUCUGGCCCUCAAGGCCAUGUGGAGGGCGGAUCCGGAAAAGUAACAUUCCCCAAGAUGAAGAUCCCCAAAUUCACCUUCUCCGGUCGGGAGCUGGUGGGCAGGGAAGUUGGGGUGGACGUGAACUUCCCUAAAGCAGAAGCCAGCUUCCAGGCCGGGGCCGGGGAAGUGGAGUUGGAAGAGGCAGAAGGGAAGCUCAAAAAGUCGAAAAUCAAAAUGCCCAAGUUCAAUUUUUCCAAACCCAAAGGGAAGGGGAGCGGGACGGGAUCCCCCGAAGUGUCCAUUUCUGGGUCGAAAGGAGAUCUGAAGAGCUCAAAGAUCAGCUUAGGGUCCCUGGACGGGGAGGCAGAGGGAGAAGCGUCGUCACCCAAGGCCAAGUUCUCAUUGUUUAAAAGUAAGAAGCCACGGCAUCGCUCGUCCUCCUUGAGCGACGAGCCAGAGCUCUCGGCACCUUCCACUCCGACGGGAACCUUGGAGUUCGAGGGCGGGGAAGUGUCCCUGGAGGGUGGGAAGGGCAAAGGGAAACCCGGCAAGCUGAAAUUUGGCACCUUCGGUGGGUUGGGGGCGAAGAAUAAAGGUCACUAUGAGGUAACCGGGAGCGAUGACGAGGCGGGAAAACUUCAAGGGAGUGGUGUGUCUCUGGCCUCCAAGAAGUCUCGGCCUUCUUCCACCUCCAGCAAUGACAGUGGGACGAAGGUUGGGAGCCAGUUGCCAGAGGUAGAGCAGACAGCAACCAGAAAGUAAGACUCGACAGUCAGCCUGUGUGUGUACAUGUACAUAUAUAUAUAGAGAGACAUCAGCCUUCUGCGUGUUUGUAUAUAAACUUCAGAGGUGGUCGGCCCAUCAACCUCAGCAAUAAAAUGAAGGCCCAGUAGGGAGAUAUCAGCCCGCUGGGCUCCCUAAACCAAAAGUCGAGGGUUGAAAGCUCAGCGUCCUCGGGAGCCUUGGCGUGAGUAGGAGGUGAAUUUUUUUUUUCCCCAGUUCGUCCAGUUUAUCUGCGGAGUCAACAGUAUUUGCCUUUAAGACUUCAGGCUGGGCCUUCAGCGCUCAGAGCCUCUGUUUACUAAGCCAGCUUCUGUGUUUAUAAUUUCAUUGUUACUGAACAUUUACAGUGUCGGGUUCGUGGAAAUCCUUUUUUUUUUUUUUUGUUUUGUUUCCAUUUUCAU
Molecule: messenger RNA, 18959 nt
Organism: Ornithorhynchus anatinus (platypus)
Lineage: Eukaryota; Metazoa; Chordata; Mammalia; Monotremata; Ornithorhynchidae
Gene: AHNAK
Product: AHNAK nucleoprotein
Exons: 5
Coding region: 235-18537 (6100 amino acids)
Biological process (GO): regulation of RNA splicing
Cellular component (GO): cytoplasm; nucleus
Molecular function (GO): protein binding
Source: RefSeq, a predicted model, not a curated record